Molecule: messenger RNA, 972 nt
Organism: Rotaria sp. Silwood1
Lineage: Eukaryota; Metazoa; Rotifera; Eurotatoria; Philodinida; Philodinidae
Source: the annotation of a GenBank genome assembly
AUGCUUCUUCUUAUUAUCAUAGGAUUGAUAUACUAUGGAUGUUAUCGAUUAUAUCAACACUUUUUUCCAUCGCCUAAUAUCAAUCCACAUGGUUUAUAUGUAUUAAUCAAUGGUUGUAAUACAGAAUUGAGUCAUUUAUUAGCUAUUAAACUUGAUCAACAAGGUUUUAAUGUUUUUGCUGGUGUCCUCAUUUCUGAUAAUGUCGCUUUGCUCAAAAAUAAACUUUCAUCAAGAGCUACUGUAUUUCGUCUUGAUAUUACUAAAGAAGAAGAUAUUGAUGCUGCAUAUGAAUUAGUUAAAAACAAAACAGAAAUUCUUCAUGCACUUAUUAAUAAUACUGAAAUAAUUGCUGGUAGCUAUAUUGAUUGGACUUCAUUAGAAGUAAUGCGUAAAGUAAUGGAUGUGAAUUUUUUUGGACAUGUUGCAAUAACAAAAAAGUUUAUUCCUUUACUUGUUGCUAAACAGGAUUCACGUGUUGUAAAUUUAUCUUCUAUAUCUGGUAUUGUAAGUUUAAGAGGUACAGCUGCUUAUUCAGCAUCGAAAUAUGCUCUUGAAUCAUUUUCUGAUUGUCUUCGUCGUGAAAUGGCUCCAUGGAAUUUACGUGUUAGUAUAAUAGAACGGUUUACGAUAAGAACACGUUUUCUUGAAAAUCCAGAAGAUCAUAUAAGAAAAUUAUUAGAUGAACUUUCAAAUGAUGUUCAAGAACGAUGGGGAAUUAAUUUUUUACAGAAUAUAAUCAGACAAACAAACAAUCAGCCAUUAUUAUUCAAUUUUGAUGAUUCGACGAAAGUUAUACGAGUAAUUAAACAUGCUGUUAUGAAUACUAAUCCUCGUAUUCGUUAUCAACCUGAUUGGCAAUCAAAAUUAUUUGUUCGAUUUGUUCGCAUUUGUCCCGCCUAUUUCAUAGAUAAACUUCUAAAUUUAGAAGUCAAUUCGACACCAACUGGUGUCCAUAAUCAACAAAUGAACUAA